AUGGAGACGAGUAAGAAGAGCCGGGCUCCUUCAGGCCGUGUGUGGGCGAAGCCCUGCAGUAUGCAGGAGCUGAAGAUCGUGAUGAGACUCUCGGCACCUUCCCCCGCCUUCGCUCCCCCCUUCUAUCCCCUGGGGACCCCCAUGGAUGGGGGCGACAUGCAAGAGAAGGAAACCGUCACCCCUGAGAGAGCAGAAGAGGCGAAACUGAAGGCCAAGUACCCCAACCUAGGCCAGAAACCUGGAGGCUCCGACUUCCUCAUGAAGAGACUGCAGAAAGGGCAAAAAUACUUUGAUUCUGGUGACUACAACAUGGCCAAGGCAAAGAUGAAGAACAAGCAGUUGCCAAGUGCGGGGCCAGACAAGAACCUGGUGACAGGAGACCACAUCCCCACACCGCAGGACCUCCCGCAGAGAAAAUCCUCGCUUGUAACCAGCAAGCUGGCAGGGUAG
Molecule: messenger RNA, 450 nt
Organism: Fulmarus glacialis (Northern fulmar)
Lineage: Eukaryota; Metazoa; Chordata; Aves; Procellariiformes; Procellariidae
Product: alpha-endosulfine-like
Exons: 3
Coding region: 1-450 (149 amino acids)
Cellular component (GO): cytoplasm
Molecular function (GO): protein phosphatase inhibitor activity
Source: RefSeq, a predicted model, not a curated record